GGCACACUGAAUUUAUAAAUUCACUCGCUUCCUAUUUAAAGAACCAGUUGGAAAUUUGUAGUUGGUUUGGUAUGAUGCUUCUGCUCUUGAUUAUUGGCAUUUCGUUGCUCUGCACAGUUACAAAUUGCAAGGCAGAGGACGCAAAAAAUGAAGAGAAAUCCGAGUAUGUCGACUAUUCGGAAAUCAUUGACCCGGGGAAUCCGUACACUCUGGAAAAUUUAAUCAAUGGAACAGGCAUGCAGAGCAACAACGAGACUGACUAUGAAGCCCUUCCGGAGUGGCCGUCGAAUAUUACUAUGGCAAAAAAGGGUCGAAUUCUCGGGGGCACGGCGGCAACAGCUGGUCAAUUCCCGUACUUUGUCUAUGUUCUGGGAACAAAGUCGGACGGAACCACUACCAUCAGUUGCGGAGGUGCACUUUUGUCUGAAAGCUGGGUUCUUACCGCCGCCCAAUGCGUUUCAAAGGCUGCUUCAAUACUUGUGUACGCUGGAGCAAUAGCACCACCAGCGACUGGGGACACAUCAGGCAAAGCAGGACAGGCGAUAAUCCACCCGUAUUUCAGAUCGAAUUUUGUAAUUCACGAUAUUGCACUGAUCAGACUCUUCGCUUCUUUCACCCUAAGUGGAUCCAUUGGUGUAAUCAGACUUUCUAAAAGCUCCGCUUCAAUUGACAAUGUUUCUGUGCGCACUAUGGGAAUGGGAACUGCUGAUGACACAACGGGUGCUGGCACUGCCUUGAACUACGUCGACAUGAAAAACAUCCCCAGAUCUACUUGCAACUCAGCCACAAAUACAGCAUAUGUUACCUACCCUCAAACUGCAGGUUGUUUGGACCCUGAGGGAACUACGAAAAACUUUUGUGUGGGUGACAUUGGUGCACCUGUGGUGUACACUUAUGAUUCCGGUACGGCAUUGAUUGGGGUUACGAGCCAACUUCAGGGGUGCGUGAGCAACGCGUACCCCAGCUCGUACACCAAAAUUGGUCCCUAUUUGGGAUGGAUUAGAGAGAAGACGAAGAAAAACUUCACAUAAAAGCUUUGUCUAUAUUAUAUAAUUCCUGCUAAUAAAGGAUAAAAAUAUUUAUUUCCUU
Messenger RNA from Neocloeon triangulifer, 1089 nucleotides. RefSeq lists its product as uncharacterized. Bases 72 to 1031 code for a protein of 319 amino acids. Gene Ontology annotation, biological process: proteolysis. The transcript is spliced from 7 exons. The record is from RefSeq and is a predicted model, not a curated record. NCBI's taxonomy places the organism in Eukaryota, Metazoa, Arthropoda, Insecta, Ephemeroptera, Baetidae. Gene Ontology annotation, molecular function: serine-type endopeptidase activity.